This is a messenger RNA of Cotesia glomerata, 1300 nucleotides long. RefSeq lists its product as uncharacterized. The coding region runs from base 45 to 1295 and encodes 416 amino acids. NCBI's taxonomy places the organism in Eukaryota, Metazoa, Arthropoda, Insecta, Hymenoptera, Braconidae. The transcript has 2 exons. The record is from RefSeq and is a predicted model, not a curated record.
AAAUCAGAGGCCAAGUUUAUCAUAAAAUAGGCUCAUUGCUGCCAAUGCCAAACGAACCACAUAAAUUUUUACAAAUCUACUUUAUGGGCGGCGAGGACUCCGGAAGCGCACUAGCCAAUCGGGUGGAUACACGUUGUGGCUACAAUAACCUUGAUUCAUUCUUUGCUAGACGCAUCGUCAGCGAGCUGGAUGCUCUAUUGAAUGAGCAUAAUGAAUUGUUGAAAAUAUUCAAAUCCCACAUGCACAAAUUAGAAAGCGAUAAUCACGCUAUUGUUAUUAAUCCUGAUAAAACACCAGCUGGAGAACACAUUCGUAGAUUUAAUGCACCUGUUGCUGACGACGUUGCUGGAAUCAUGGUUGGCGAUCGUACAGGUGCACAAGAAAUUGUGAUUCGUAGGAGAAAUAAUAAUCUUCAGUUCAUUGCUGAUACACACCGUUCAUACGACGCUCUCCAAUAUCCGCUAAUCUUCUGGAAGGGACAAGAUGGAUGUAGCAUAAAUAUUAAACAACGAGAUCCCGUAUCAGGAGGCGAAACAAACAAGAACGUUAGCUCGAAGGAUUAUUAUGCGUAUAGAUUGAUGAUUAGACGCGGGCUGGAUAACGUCAUUCUACGAUUUCGAGAGCUUUGUCAACAAUUCAUGGUCGACAUGUACGCGAAGAUAGAAGGCGAACGACUACGAUACUUACGAUAUAAUCAACUCAAGCUACGUGUGGAAGAGUACAUUCACUUGCGAGACGCUAUUGUCAACAACGCCGACGCCGCCGAAAUUGGUAACUCUGUCAUUCUACCAUCAUCGUACGUAGGCAGUCCACGUCAUAUGCAAGAGUAUAUACAGGAUGCUCUGACUUUCGUGCGCAAAUAUGGGCGACCGUGUUUAUUUAUCACGUUCACAUGUAAUCCAAAAUGGCCAGAGAUUACAUCUUUUCUGUUGCCUGGCCAAAAUGCAAUACAUCGUCAUGACAUUACAGCACGUGUGUUUAGACAAAAGCUGAAAUCAUUAAUAAAUUUUAUUACUAAAUCACAUGUAUUUGAUCCCACACGUUGCUGGCUGUAUUCGGUUGAGUGGCAAAAGCGAGGAUUACCUCAUGCCCACAUUUUGGUAUGGUUAAUCGACAAAAUCCGUCCUGAAGAAAUAGAUAAUAUAAUUUCUGCAGAAAUUCUCGAUCCGUCUACUGAUCAAUUGCUGUUUGAUAUUGUUACAGCAAACAUGAUUAAUGGCCCAUGCGGUACUUAUAUAAAUUUACUGAGUAGGUCCCCCCCCUUUCCCCUAUCCGUUCUUUCCCAACUCCCUUAAAAAUU